GACCAGCCCACAAUUUCUCACCAUUCAAUCCUCUAGGGUUGAAAAUGAUCCUUCCAAGGACUAUUUAAACCGUCCAAGAGAGAGCUGAUUGUAUUCUUCUUCCCCAUCCCGUAAACCCUAACUCGCCGCACCAGAGAGCUUCGCCAUGGGAAGAAGACCUGCCCGUUGUUAUAGGCAAAUCAAGAACAAGCCAUACCCCAAGUCAAGGUAUUGCCGUGGUGUUCCAGAUCCCAAGAUCAGGAUUUAUGAUGUUGGGAUGAAGAAGAAGGGAGUCGAUGAAUUCCCUUUCUGUGUCCACCUUGUGAGUUGGGAGAAGGAGAAUGUGUCAAGUGAGGCACUGGAAGCUGCCCGUAUUGCUUGCAACAAGUACAUGGCUAAAUUUGCUGGGAAGGACGCAUUCCAUUUGAGGGUGAGAGUGCAUCCAUUUCAUGUACUCAGGAUCAACAAGAUGCUUUCAUGUGCUGGGGCUGAUAGGCUCCAGACUGGAAUGAGGGGUGCAUUUGGGAAGCCGCAAGGGACCUGUGCAAGAGUUGACAUCGGUCAGGUCCUUCUUUCUGUUCGCUGCAAGGACAGCAACAGCGCUAAUGCACAGGAGGCCCUCCGCCGUGCCAAAUUCAAGUUCCCUGGCCGUCAAAAGAUCAUUGUCAGCAGGAAAUGGGGAUUCACCAAGUACAGCCGUGCUGAUUAUCUGAGGUGGAAGUCUGAAAACAGGAUUCUGCCAGAUGGUGUCAAUGCAAAGCUUCUUGGAUGUCAUGGACCCCUGGCAAAUCGUCAACCUGGAAGAGCCUUCUUGGAUGCAGUAACUGCUUAGAUUUUGUGCUACCUAAAACAGAAAAAGGAUGUCUUUUGGAGACAUUUAUGGGCUGUUGUUUUUCAUUUACUUGCUUUUGGCCUUGUUGAACUUCUUUAGAUUUGCGAGCGUGUUAGCAGAUUAUAUUUGGAUUCGAGUUUAUGUGUUAACUGUUAUUUCCAUACUUUGCACUUAAUUCAGUGUCCAUUUUCUUUCCUUAAA
Molecule: messenger RNA, 1012 nt
Organism: Tripterygium wilfordii
Lineage: Eukaryota; Viridiplantae; Streptophyta; Magnoliopsida; Celastrales; Celastraceae
Product: 60S ribosomal protein L10-like
Exons: 4
Coding region: 146-811 (221 amino acids)
Biological process (GO): ribosomal large subunit assembly; translation
Cellular component (GO): cytosolic large ribosomal subunit; ribosome
Molecular function (GO): structural constituent of ribosome
Source: RefSeq, a predicted model, not a curated record